UGCACAUUUUAUUUAAUUUUACUUGCUUAGCUUUGCUUGCUAUCUAGUAAAUCUCCUUCUGCUGUUGACCUGCGCUUGCCAUCCACUAUAUUGCUAUACCGCCACCUUCUGGUCAGCGAUGCACAAGCUAAUCACAAAAGUGAGCGCGCCUCACAAAGCGGUGACGUCACAAUCCACGGGUAUAUGAUGGCACGUACAACGCAAAAGAUUUGCAUGGGUACAGAAUCAGAGAAAGGAAGCAUCAAAAUGACGUCGUCAAACAGCAACGCAUUCAGUAUGCCUGGGGACUUCUUACACUUCAGCUUCCAGGAAAAAGAAAAGAAGAGACAGGAUCUAGGGAGGCAGCUCAACCUGAAGGCAUACGAAAGGGGAGUAAAACCCAGAGAGAGCACCCGCGCGAUUGUCGCACGCUACCUCCAGGAGAUUGAGGAGGAGGAGGGCGAGAAAGAAGAAGAGGAGAGAGAACGUCGGGAUACCAAGAUCGCUCCUCUAGACGCAUGCAGUCUGCCCGAGUGGGAAUAUCACCACAUGGCGUCUGUCAGAGACUUUGUCGAUAAGGAGCGGGAGAUUUGUCAAUUGGAGUACUCUAUUUCAGUUAGCCAAAAGAGAGUUCAGGGUCUGAAAAACCAGAUGCCAAUGAAUGAAGCGGAGAUGGCAAAAGCAGAGGCAUCAUUUGGUGAAGAGGCCUUUGAAAAGUAUGUCAAGGAGAAGGAGGAGAACACGGUGCUGGCUCUGAAAACUGCUGAAGAAGGAACCAAAGCCUUACUGCUGAAAAGGGAAGAGAUCCAGAGGACCAGUAACGAAGUUGUGAAAAUAAAAAAGGAAAUCGCCAGAUAUGAGGAAAUGAUGAGACACUAUCAAAUGUGUCAGGAGUUCCUCUGGAACAUCUCGCCUCCUCAAUGGCAGAAGCAGCAGGAAACCAGGAAGCAGAUCGCUGAGAAAAUCAAGGCAGCUGCACAUGAGAGGGAACAGGAUGCACAAGCUGACCUGCCUGCAGAUCAAAUCAGUGGGCUUAGUACAGCGCUUCCCCCAACGGACCAGAACUCCAACUCCAAGGCCUCCCAGGAAAACUGCAAAAACAGUGACAAGAAGCCUGAAGAGGAUUUGGGGAUUGAGAACCUGGAGUUCUACGAGAAACCUCAGCUCUAUUUUACGGACCGUAAGCAGCUGCUGGCCAUCAUGCUAGAGAUGGAGGAACAGACCAAUCAUCUGUUUCAAGAAUUAGAUUACAUCGAGAGGUCUCUGGAGUCUGGCAGACAAAACGAGGUCAAGGAGCUCAAGCAAUUGGAGAUGGAGACGGCCCGGCUGAAUGAGCAGAUGGACUGCCUGACUAAGUCCAUCAAUGAAAACAAAGAGAAAGCAGCAGAAAUACAGGAGAAAAUCGAAAGUUUCCAAAUGAGCGAAGAUGCUCAGAAUGCAGUCCUGGAGCAAUUGUAUGAAAAGAUCAAAGAGGUGUACAGAGUCAGUAUGGGAUGCGCACCGGAGAAUCAGACGUCGUGUCAGCUGCUCGGAAGCGUCGAGAUGUGCUUGUACGACCUGCUGGAAAAGUUCGACAGGUUUCCGGAGGAUGAUUUGAAAACUAUAAAGAAAGAGUACCGCAGAGACUACAUAGCCAGGAUUAGGAAAAAAGAGAAACACCUUAAGCUGAUGGCCCAAGAGGAAAGGCGGCGUCAUCGCGCUGCAGUGAAGCUCCAGCAGGCUCAGGCAGAAUUUAAGAAACCUGUGGGAAAGAAAGAAAUGUGGCGGUCCUGGGUGGAGAAAAAAGUACCCAAGGUAGAAGAGGAGAAAGACGUGGUGGACAAGCAUAAACAAGAAGAUGACAACUACUUUUUUUCAUGAGUGACACCGUAAUCUUAGGUCCAGAAACUAGUUUCACGUUUUAUUGACGCCAUAAUCAUUGACUAAUCAGGAAAUAAUGAAGCGUCCCUAAUUCUAAGCUAAACAAAUCCCAGCACAGGAUACAUGAUUGGCGGCCCAUUAAAAAAACAAAAAACAAAAACGGAAGUCAGUAAGUCACUGUGGUUGUGGCUCUUGGUUUUGGUGGUGAAUAUUGUAAUUUCACAGUCAAAUCUUUCAGAGCUACAAUUUGUGAGGCUCUGAAGUCUGAGAUAUUUGUUGGUCGUUGGUGGACCUGGAGUUCACAGGUACCUCUGUGAUAUGGUCGUCAGGAUGGAAUAAUCUGAUGUAGUUGCUGCACAAUGGUUUCAUCCAUGAAGCAUCCCACUGGCAGCCACUGACCUGCAUUAGUAACCUGUAAGGGAUUCUUUCAUGGUGGGAGUGAGUUGGUACUGUAGAUGCUGAUCUGGGCCAUCUUCUUGAUGUUCUUGCCUUGAGCACCGUGAAUCAAAAUGUAGUGUUCCUGGGUUGAACCGUCUGGGAGAUUUAUAAGGCAUAAAUCUUUUGCCCUUUGGCAAGUAAAGAGACUAAGGAGUAAUGCUUGAAAGUUUGGUGGUCCUGGGUCAAAUCGGUUGGGAGUAAUAGUGAUGUUAAACUUUUGCCCCUUGGUGAUGCUACAGAGAUGCAAGGGCAGCGGUGUUCUCCUCAGGGCCCCUAAGAGCACUAAAAAGGCACGAAUGCAGUUUGGUGCUCCUGAACCAUAUGGGAUGUACUGUAUAGAGGUUUAAAGAUAGUAUGCUAUAUUUAAACUAUACCCUUAUGGAAGGCGACACGAAACAUUUAAAACAAUUUAAAGGCAAUGAUACCAAAUACUGACUAGUUGUUUGUAACUUCUGACCCACUGAAAAUGUGAUGAAAGAAAUAAAAGCUAAAAUAAAUCUUUCUCUACUAUUAUUCUAAAAUUUCACAAUUUUAAAAUAAUGUACUGAUCAUAACUGAAAUAAGACAGGGAAUGUUUACUAGGAUUAAAUGUCAGGAAUUGUGAGUUUAAUUGUAUUUGG
Messenger RNA from Clarias gariepinus (North African catfish), 2897 nucleotides. Its product is annotated as cilia- and flagella-associated protein 100-like. The record is from RefSeq and is a predicted model, not a curated record. The transcript has 13 exons. Lineage: Eukaryota; Metazoa; Chordata; Actinopteri; Siluriformes; Clariidae. Bases 184 to 1839 code for a protein of 551 amino acids.